Messenger RNA from Prorocentrum cordatum, 2190 nucleotides. NCBI's taxonomy places the organism in Eukaryota, Dinophyceae, Prorocentrales, Prorocentraceae. The record is from the annotation of a GenBank genome assembly.
AUGGCAGGCGACGGCGCGGCGGGCGCGCCCCAGGAGCUCCCCGCCCCGGGCGCGCCGCAGGCCCGCGCCCGGGCGCCGAGCCCCGGCCGCGCCGCGCUCGCCGCGUGCGCCGCGGGCGCGCUCCUCGUGCCGGCCGCCUGCGCGGCGCUGGCCGUCGGCCUGAAGGACGCAGAGCCCGAGCUCAGCGUGAGCUCCAUCUGGGCGCCCGACCAGGGCGGUUACUACGAGGACAAGCAGUACGCCAGCGCAGUCUUCGACGACCCCAGGGUUGCGAAGUGGACGGGCGGCUUCGUGACGGGCUUCUUCACGUCGUACCCGAAGAGCGGCGGAACCCACAUGACAAAGGCGUCGCUUAUGGAGCUGAUUGACAGGCAGAAAGCCGUGGAGAACGCGACUGUGGAGUACAACGGCAACACCUUCACGUACCAGGACGUCUGCUACGGCCAGUUGCAGGAGGGCGUUUACUUGGGCUACACCCUGCCCUGCCGGAAGAUCACGGCGGUCCACGCCUACAGGGAGGGGGGCUACGAGAUGGACGUCAUACCGCGUGCGAACGAGAUGUGGUACAGCGACCUGCUCGUCCCCUACGAGGUGAAGCCGCUGAUCAACUACUUCUUCCUGUCCCUUGACUUUCCGCCGUACCUGAACAGCGACACGGCGCCACAGUUCGGGCUGCCUGCCGACUCGGUCUGCAUCCCCGCGGGCCUCCCGUGCGAUUUGGCUACCUCGCAGGCCGUGUCGUACAAGGCUUACUGUUGCCUGGUCGAGUGCGCGGAUGUCUGCGCCGCAUCCCGGGCGCAGGCCGUGUCGGCGAUAGACCCGACGGUAUUCCAGAGCGACGCGGCUUGCAUGACAUGCAUGACGCACGGGCAGCGUUCUUUGUACGAGGGUUUGGAGGACGCCAUCGUGACCAGCACCCUCGUCACGGCGGGCAUGCCGUACGCGGGAAGCACAACUUCCGACAAAGAUGAGUGGAUGUAUGGUUUGGCUCUCGGUGGGGUGAAGGGCCAGCUCGCCGUCUUGGGGGUCUCGUUCCCUACCGACGACGACUACAUCGCUUGGAUGUUGGGAAAUUUCGGCGUCUCCAAGCAAGCUGCAGACAACAUGUUUACUGCUGACGCAUCAUAUUUAGGCCUGGUGAAAGGCGCGCGCAGCAUCGAGGCAUCUACCAGCACAGGCACGGACUUGCACGUGUGGGCCAGCGGAGACAUCUACGGCUGGAGCGAGGGCGCGUACCCGCGGCAGUUGAUGAUGGGGAAAACGAUUCCGGACAUUCUGGAGUACGACACAGCCAACCCGCUCACUAGCGUUUUGGCGCUCAAGACGACCUACUUCUUUGAAGUGGCCGACACUUUCAGGGCGAAGGUCGCGAGCCCCUAUCGCGCUCAAGGCCCGAGCGGUCACGCCCCUGUCAACAUCAGCGUCGACGAUGCUUUGGAGGUGGUGGGGCGCUUUAAGAAGCGGAUGGAGGAGGCAUGGAACUUCGAUCGGGGCAGUGAUGACCUCAACAAGUAUCACUCCUUCACCGAGGCAUACCGUGGAACCUUCUGGCGGGGGCUGAAGAGAUUCACGGAGGGGUCUGUGGUUCCGUCAGCUCUCAGCUACCUAGCGGUCAUUGUUGUUUCCGUCGUGUUAAUGUCGUCCUGCCAGCUGACGGAGUCCAAGAUGGUGGUAAGCAUGAUCGGGACAAUUUUCUCAGUGGCGGCCUUCUCAGGCGCUCUAGGUAUCAUCGUGAUGGGCGGUUCGACAGUAAUGAUCAGUUCCGCGUGGACACUCCCUUUCUUGUUGGUCGGCCUCGGGGUGGACGACAUGUACGUGAUUCUCACGACGCUCACCAAGGAAGGUGGUAACACAGCCGGCGGGUAUUUCAGCGCGAUGGCCCAGUGCUUGGUCCCAAUCACCAUGACGAGUCUGACGAAUGCCGGCAUGUUCGCGAUGCUUCUUUUCAUCGAGGUGCCCGCGGUCAGAGAGGUCGGCAAGAUCGCGGUGCUCGCCAUUUGCCUCCAGUACCUCGCGAUGGUCACGGCCUUCCCCUGCGUCUGCUAUUUCGACAUGCUCCGCACGGAGAGCAGGCGGUUGGACUGCAUUUGUUGCUUGAAGGGCCGCCGUGGAACAACUACAAGAACAGCAUGUACAACCUGUUCUUCAAGCCCAUCCUUGGGACCUUCGUGGGGCGUGCCCUUGUCGUGA